AUGGCACCUAAGAGAAAGGAAGCUCCAGUGACUGGUCAGCUCUUGAUUCCCGUUGCAGAAUUCAAGAAGACUCGCGACUCGGUCAUUUCCUCUCUCCACGACCUUCAGAAUGGCCUCGUCAACGUUCAGCACGGCAUUACCAGUCUCUUGGAUAGCUAUAGAAAGCACUGCCAUACAGUCCUCGGCUACGAAGAGGGCGAGGCGGCGCCUUACAGCAACGAUAUCUCUGCACUCGGCGCUGCCGCCUCUGCCGCAUCCGUCCUCGAAGCUGGCCAGAAAGCCAUUGAAGAAGUAACUCAGGGCCUUGGCGACAAGGCGGGUGACGCGAGCAAGAGUAAGAAGCGCAAGCGCGAGAAGAAGGAGAGGGACCCCAAUGCGCCCAAGAAGCCGCUCACUGCUGCCUUCUUGUACCACCAACAUGCGCGUCCCAUCGUCAAGGCCGAUCUUGAGGCCGCGCUUCCUCCUGGUGGCCAGAUCGAGAAGAAUGCUGUCCAAAUCGAGGUGAACAAGCGCUGGAACGAGCUCUCUGAGGAGGAGAAGGAGCAAUGGAAGGCGUCUUACCGCAACUCUAUGGAAGAGUACAAGACCGCGCUAGCUGCAUACGUUGCCAACAAGGGCAUCAAGGACGCUGAGCUUAUCGAAGAGGACGACGCUUCUGAUGAGGCCGAGCCCGAAAUCGAGGCUGAAGUUGGCGUUGCCGACUCUGACGUAUCCUCUGAAGACGAGGACGAGGCACCAGCUGCCAAAGCUCCCUCUCCACCCGCAAAAACUCCACGCAAGCGCCAGAAGACGACUCCAGCUGUCAAUGGCAACUCAAUCCCCGUCUCCAUCGCUCCCGCCAAUACCGCUUCAACUCCAGUCCCACUCCCGACCUCACGCACAGCUCCCCAAGCUGCAGCCCCUGCCUCCAACGCUGUCGCCGAGACGCCUGCUAAGAAGGACAAGAAGAAGAAAGACAAGGCCGCACCACAGCCCAUUGCCCCUGCCCCAGCAACCUCACCUGACGAGCCCAGCCCUGAAGAGACCGGCGGCAAGAAGAAGACCAAGUCCGGCCGUAGUACACGCAACAACGAGACCGAGGGCGACAAGGAGAAUGCAGCACAGGAGAAGGAAAAGGCCGAGAAAGCUGGCAAGGAGAAGAAGCGCGAUCGUAGCAAGAGGAAGAGCGAGGUUGCUUCUACCUAG
This is a messenger RNA of Alternaria atra, 1185 nucleotides long. RefSeq lists its product as uncharacterized. Bases 1 to 1185 code for a protein of 394 amino acids. Lineage: Eukaryota; Fungi; Ascomycota; Dothideomycetes; Pleosporales; Pleosporaceae. The transcript is spliced from 3 exons. The record is from RefSeq and is a predicted model, not a curated record.